Molecule: messenger RNA, 2044 nt
Organism: Scophthalmus maximus (turbot)
Lineage: Eukaryota; Metazoa; Chordata; Actinopteri; Pleuronectiformes; Scophthalmidae
Product: kynurenine 3-monooxygenase
Exons: 16
Coding region: 279-1694 (471 amino acids)
Biological process (GO): quinolinate biosynthetic process; L-tryptophan catabolic process; NAD+ metabolic process
Cellular component (GO): mitochondrial outer membrane
Molecular function (GO): FAD binding; NAD(P)H oxidase H2O2-forming activity; kynurenine 3-monooxygenase activity
Source: RefSeq, a predicted model, not a curated record
CGUCAUAUCCGGUCAGAGCCUCUUUUUUUAAUUUUUUUUUCGGGAAUUGUGACUGUGCCGGUGGCAGCCGCAGCAGACACCGACCUGUGACUUCAGCGGCGACUUUUUGUGGCAAGGCGGUGUUCCUAAGUGUUUGCUUUUAAAGGGGAACUGGUUUCGAGAGUGACAUUGACAUUCACUCUGCUCCUCCUCUUUAAAAUCCCUACACAUGCGACAUCUGUAAAUCACAUUGAACUGGACAGUGAGAGGAUCGGACCACCAGAGAGGCUUUGAGCACAAUGGAGGAAUCAACCGACAGACCAACCAAGAAAAAAGUUGUAGCAGUGGUGGGCGGUGGUUUGGUUGGGGCACUGAACGCCUGCUUCUUUGCCAAAAGAGGCUUUGAUGUGAAAGUAUUUGAAACUAGGGAAGAUAUUCGACAAGCCAAAAUUGUGAAGGGGAGAAGCAUCAACCUGGCUUUGUCUCACAGAGGCAGACAAGCACUGAAUCAUGUUGGAAUGGAGGAUAAGAUUGUCUCCCAGGGAAUUCCCAUGCAUGCAAGAAUGAUCCAUUCACUGAGUGGGAAACAGUCCCCGAUCACUUAUGGGAAGAAAGGCCAGUACAUCCUGUCAGUAGACCGAUCCAAUUUGAACAAAGAGCUGCUCACAGCGGCCGAGACAUAUCCAAACACGAAGCUGAACUUCGACCACAAACUGCAGGACUGGCGUGCUGAAACGGGGCUAAUGACCUUUGUCAGGUCAGAUGGAUCCGAGGAGCAGAUCAAGGCAGACCUAAUUGUGGGCUGCGAUGGAGCUUUCUCUGCCAUCCGCAAGCAGUUUCUGCGCCGCAGCCGCUUCAACUACAGCCAGACGUACAUCCCUCACGGCUACAUGGAGCUCACCAUCCCGCCCAUUAACGGAGAGUUUUCCAUGAAGCCUAAUUAUCUGCACAUCUGGCCACGAAACACAUUUAUGAUGAUUGCCCUGCCCAACACGGACAAGACAUUUACCUGUACCCUCUUCAUGCCCUUUGACGAAUUUGAGAAGAUCACCACAGGAGAUGAAGUCAUUGAGUUUUUCCAGAAAUACUUCCCUGACACCAUACCACUAAUAGGAGUUGAUGCUCUCAAGAGGGACUAUUUCCAUUUGCCUGCGCAGGCCAUGGUGUCGGUCAAGUGCUCCCCGUACCACAUUGGAGACACAUGUGUCCUUAUGGGCGAUGCAGCCCACGCAGUGGUGCCUUUCUAUGGGCAGGGGAUGAACGCCGGCUUUGAGGACUGCAUUGUCUUUGACGAAAUAUUGGAUCAGUUCAAUGAUGAUUUCAGUGUUGUACUGCCUGAGUAUACGAGAGUGCGCGUUCCAGACGAUCAUGCAAUUGCUGAUCUGGCUAUGUACAACUACGUUGAGAUGCGAGCACAUGUCAACUCCAAAUGGUUCCUUUUCAGAAAACAUGUUGAUAACUUCCUCCACUUCCUCAUGCCAAAGACAUUAGUGCCACUUUACACGAUGGUCACCUUCACAAGGACAAGAUACCAUCAAGCUCUGGAGCGUUGGAAGUGGCAAGACAAAAUGAUAAACCGUGGCCUGCUGUUCAGUGCUACAGGAGCUGUCUUUGGAGGCUCCUACCUGCUCAUUAAAAAUCCUCCCGAUAUCGACAAGCUGAUCGUUCCCGCUGAGAAAAUGUGGAACAGGAUCGUGGCCCUCAGGACCUCUUGAUGACUGACAGACUCUGAUCUGACAGCGGUGUUAAGACUGGACUGAUUACCUCCAGAAGGAACCAAGGGGGUCUACAUUUUAAUUAGUUUGAUCGAGUCCUCUAAUUUCAAAUGAAGGAAAAUUCAUUUCCUGUAAUAAUGGUUGGUGUAACUUGUCAUAAUGAUCGAUUGUUUGAUUUAAUAUGAGUUUAUCUGUGUUUGACUGAAGGACUCCGACGUUGGAUCUUUUCAGUCUUUAAACCUGAAUAAAUCAUCAGUACUUGGACAACUUUCAAUGUGCAAAUGGAACAGUUCAUAUCAAUGUUUAUAUCAAUGUUUAGAAAAGAAAUGCAAAUAAAUGUUCCCUUGGCA